AUUUGCAACAAUCAUUUCAUUUGCAUGGUAAUAUAUUGAAACUUGUUUUAAAUGGACGCAGAACAAAUUUUGUUAACAUUUAUUGCUCUAAUGGCUAUUAUUGGAAAUAUUGCAGCAUUGUACUGCCUUGCUAAAAGAAGAGUUAACAACUAUAUUAUGUUGUGUGUAAAUUUAUCCGUUAGCGCUGAAAUUCAAAGUAUAUUUGGUUUUUUACCAACCCUUUUUUUGGAGAAAGGCUCAAAAAAAACUACACUUUUGUGCAGAUUAGCAGCAUUUUUUUCAGUAUUUCCAUCGUUUACUUCUAUAUCAAUUCUCACUGCUGUUGCAAUUUCAAGAAUGUUUUUGCUGGAAAAACCGUUUCUAAGCAACCACGGCUGUUAUCGAUCUUUAUUUUACAAAAUAGGAAUGGCAUCUUGGGUUUACUCCUUUGUUUGGGCAUCUUUACCUCUACUAGGAUUUUCUCCGUACACGCUAGAAGCUACAGUGUCGUGUUUUUACACUGCAAGAGUGAUUCAUCUUAAGUUAACAUACUUUUCAAGUACUUACGGUAAAGAUAACAUAGAAACAAAAAGAUUUAAAAAAAAAGAAAACAAAGCAGUUUUAUCAUUAUUAAUUAUGGUUUUGUCAUUUCUUUUAUGCUGGACACCGUACGCAACAAUUGCUCUUUUAUCGGCUUUCACAUCAAUAACUACUCCAAUUUUGCUUUUGAAAGUAGCAGCACUGUUUGCCAAGGUUUCCGCGGUUAUUAACCCAAUUAUAUACUGUACUAAAGAAAACGUGUUCUACAACAUAACUAUUGCUUUUAAAUUGCGGAACGCAUCAUUAAUAACCAGAUCUCGUAACAUGGAAAAUAAAAAUAAUGCUCUUGAUUUAAAACCUACUUGUGCUAAUUCUUGUAAAUCUAAAUUAAUAGAAUAACGAAGUAUCUUUUUUUAAGUUGCA
This is a messenger RNA of Hydra vulgaris (swiftwater hydra), 942 nucleotides long. RefSeq names its product opsin-3. The record is from RefSeq and is a predicted model, not a curated record. Gene Ontology annotation, biological process: phototransduction; cellular response to light stimulus; G protein-coupled receptor signaling pathway. Gene Ontology annotation, cellular component: plasma membrane. Lineage: Eukaryota; Metazoa; Cnidaria; Hydrozoa; Anthoathecata; Hydridae. Gene Ontology annotation, molecular function: G protein-coupled photoreceptor activity.